UCACACAUUUGUGCUUGUGCUAGUGGGAGAGUGGGGGAAGCGCGUGUGGUCGUGUGGUCGGUGUGGUGUUUGGUGUUGGCUAGCUGCAACGCUUUGCCUGGCCAAGAAGAUAAUUUAGUUCUAAUCAAAUACUUUUGAAGGCAUAGAAGUCGUCAUGGGUCGUCCAGGAUUCUCUCCUGCUGGAGGUCGUGGUGGUGGUGGCCGGGGGUUCGGAGGUGGCCGUGGAGGUGGCCGGGGGUUCGGCGGUGGCCGCGGCGGUGGUGACCGUGGAGGAUUUGGAGGUGGCCGCGGUGGUGGAGAUCGUGGAGGUUUUAAGAGCCCCGGCCGUGGUGGUGGCGGCCGCGGAGGAUUUGGAGGACGUGGUGGUGGCGGUCGUGGAGGACGAGGCCGUGGAGGUGGCGGAGGUGGCAUGAGAGGUGGCAAGCAAGUUAUCAUUGAACCUCAUCGUCAUGAAGGUGUCUUCAUCGCCCGUGGUAAAGAAGAUGCCCUCGUAACUAUCAAUAUGGCUCCUGGGGAUGCUGUGUAUGGUGAAAAGAGAAUACAAGUUGAGAAUGAGGGAGCAGACAAAAUUGAAUACAGAGUAUGGAAUCCUUUCCGAUCCAAGUUGGCUGCUGCUAUCCUUGGUGGAGUGGAUCAGAUUCACAUGCCACCAGGUUCAAAAGUUUUGUACCUUGGAGCUGCUUCUGGCACCACAGUUUCACAUGUGUCUGAUGUUGUUGGACCUGAAGGUCUCGUCUAUGCUGUAGAGUUCUCCCACAGAUCAGGAAGAGAUUUAAUUAAUGUUGCCAAAAAGAGAACAAAUAUCAUUCCCAUUAUUGAAGAUGCCAGACAUCCACACAAAUAUAGAAUGCUUGUUGGAAUGGUUGACACAGUGUUUGCUGAUGUUGCUCAACCUGAUCAGGCCCGUAUUGUUGCUCUAAAUGCUCAGUAUUUCUUGAAAAAUGGAGGCCACUUUGUUAUUUCUAUUAAGGCAAAUUGCAUUGACUCCACUGCAGCACCUGAGGCUGUAUUUGCUGAAGAGGUCAAGAAACUUCAGGCAGACAAACUUAAACCCAAGGAGCAGUUGACCCUUGAACCUUAUGAACGAGAUCAUGCAGUUGUUGUAGGAGUUUACAGACCACCGGCCAAAAACGCUGGUUCGUAGUUAUCUCAUUCCUUUCUUAAACUUGUAAAAUCUUGAUUGUGUUGUCUUUGUGCCAUCACAAGUACACUUCAUCUGGCAUUGCUGUCUUUCCUAAACGUAUUGAGUUUAGCUAUGAAUGCUCUAAUUGUUACUGUGGACUUGCCACGUCAGUAAAUUUUAUUAGCCAUUUUGAUGGCUUUGGUUAUGUUUUGAUUUUGAGAUUUACCGUGGUGUAUCAAAUGUGCAGAAAAUGCUAUUUUCUUUUCUGUAGUUUUUUUUUCUCAUUUUCUAACAAUGACUUUGUUCUGCUUUAGUUUCAUCAUAUGUACUGUGAAUGUAUAUAUAUUGGUGCUUCAAAUCUUGUCUGUGAUUGAGAAGGAUUUAAGGAAGCCAGGAGAAUUGUUUUGAAGUUUUAUAUUAUAAAUAAAAGGGCGAGCUAAAAAGAAUGGCCAAACAAA
Messenger RNA from Frankliniella occidentalis (western flower thrips), 1581 nucleotides. RefSeq names its product rRNA 2'-O-methyltransferase fibrillarin (gene Fib). Gene Ontology annotation, molecular function: RNA binding; histone H2AQ104 methyltransferase activity; rRNA methyltransferase activity. The record is from RefSeq and is a predicted model, not a curated record. The coding region runs from base 155 to 1144 and encodes 329 amino acids. The transcript is spliced from 6 exons. Gene Ontology annotation, cellular component: nucleolus; small-subunit processome; Cajal body. Gene Ontology annotation, biological process: rRNA methylation; box C/D sno(s)RNA 3'-end processing. NCBI's taxonomy places the organism in Eukaryota, Metazoa, Arthropoda, Insecta, Thysanoptera, Thripidae.